Molecule: messenger RNA, 1755 nt
Organism: Penicillium digitatum Pd1
Lineage: Eukaryota; Fungi; Ascomycota; Eurotiomycetes; Eurotiales; Aspergillaceae
Source: RefSeq, a predicted model, not a curated record
AUGAGUACUCCAGUUACAGCUCCAUUCGGCCAAUGGAAGAGUCCGAUCAGCUCUACCUUGCUUGGCGCUGACGGUGUUCAAUUUGAAUCCAUCGCGACAUCCAAGGGAAAGGUUUAUGUAAUUGAGGAUCGACCCAAAGAGCAGGGACGUGGCUGCAUUGUCGAAUACGCUGGCCAUGAAGGACGAGAUAUCUUACCAGCCAAAUAUGACGCUCGCACCAAAGUUCAUGAAUAUGGCGGCGCAUCGAUGAUCGCUUUCGAUGGACAUGUCGUCUUUUCUGAUCGGGAGACACAGGAUCUGCAUAAACUCGAUCCCUCCACAGGUCAAGUUGAGCAGAUCACAAAGACAAGCAAUGCUCUCCGCUAUGCGUCCACCUCUGCUACGGGAUCUCUGUCAGAUGGCCAGGCGGAGUCAGGCUGGAUCUUAGCGAUCGAAGAAGAUCACUCCAAACCCUUACCGUCGGAAGUUCGGAACCGACUCGUCGCGGUAAACGUACAGUCCAAAGAGAUUGUCAACGUCGCCUCUGGGGAUGAUUUCUACAACGCUGCUCAGUUUUCCCCUGAUGGCAGCAGGAUAUGCUGGACCCAGUGGUCUCAUCCAGAUAUGCCAUGGACAGGAGCCCGCCUGUAUGUGGCCAAGUGGAAUAAUGGUCAGGUUACAGACAUUUGCCAUGUGUCGGGUGUGCCGGAGAAAGAAAGCGUUAGCCAGCCACGAUGGGGCCUUGAUAACAAGUUGUACUUCACGAGUGAUUGUUCGGGGUAUUGGCAGCUCUAUCGGUCUCAUGCUGACACUUUGGAGUGUCAACGGGUGCCCCUACAUGGUCUGGAAGAAGUGGAGUUUUCGCAGCCAGACUGGCAUCUAGGAAACGAGACGAGCUUCAACACUGUUUUUACAUUGGAAAUGGCCGACACCGUCGAGCUCGAUGCACUCAAGGUAGCUUCUGAGCUCCCCAUGCCAAGUUCUCUUGUUUCCAAGCCAGAGCAUCUAUCUUUUCCAAGAGUGCACGGUGAGAACUUGGAAGGAGUGGCACAUGCUAUCUUCUACGCACCUCAGAACCCAGAUUAUCAGCCACCUUCUGGAGCGCUGCCGCCUCUGAUCGUCUGUGUCCAUGGUGGACCAACGUCCCAAACCGGAACUGGCCUGAAUAUUACGAACCAAUACUGGACUUCUCGAGGGUAUGCCGUUGUUUGGGUAAAUUAUGGAGGUAGCUCCGGAUAUGGCAGAGCGUACCGGGAUGAUUUGAACGGACAAUGGGCGUCCACUGGCCGAAUCGACCAAAAUGGAGUCGGCAUUCGCGGCCAAAGUGCGGGCGGAUACAUCGUACUCCAAGCUCUUUGUGACUACCCCAAUCUCUUCGCCGGUGGCAAUUCUCUUUACGGAAUCGGCAAUGUCAAGGCUCUCUGUGAGGAUACCCAUAAGUUUGAGAGCCAUUACGCAUUCGCCUUGCUGUUUGAUCCAGGAGUGGAUGAAGACGAGAAAACCCGCAUUUUCAACGAACGCAGCCCCUGUCUCAAGGUAGACAAGAUCACUGCGCCAUUGUUGUUGCUGCAAGGAGACGAGGAUUUGGUCGUUCCUAUGAACCAGGCAGAGGAAAUGGUCGAAAUGAUGACAAAGGUUGGUCGUGAAUCUAAGUUGGUGGUUUUCCAUGGAGAAGGGCAUGGAUUCCGGCAGGCGAAGAGUCGGAUAGCGGCCGUGGAAGAGGAGGAGAAGUGGUGGAAGAAAGAGUUGUUGAAGAUGGAUUCGGUGGAUCUUUGA